UUGGGGGCUGCACUGAGCCUCACACAAAUAUGCUCAUGCACAUACGCACACACAUACAGUCAGACAAAGCGGCACGCAGAGUUCAGGCAUCCAGCACCGCAGCAAAGCUCAUGACAGGACAAAAAGAUCAGCUAACAGGACAUAUCCAGAUUGGAUGAGUUUUCGGAUGAAUUUCCCUGUGCACAGGGAUUGCAGCUGUGCCCUCUGACUCUGACUAAAGGAAGCUCUUGGUUUAUCGAGGUUACGCUGAGACAUCACUUGACUGGUUAACCCAGCUGCUGCUUUUUGCCAUGCGGCUGCUCUGCGGUCUGCUGCUACUGCUGUGCCUGGUAGUCUGGGCAGCCGAUGCACGGAAGGGUGGAAGGGGACGUCGAAUGCGGAGUCAAGACCGUUCGAGAACAGUCAAGCGGUUUGCUGCAGACUGCAAGGAAAGUGUAGACAAUGGGGAAAAGUUCUUUGACUGCCAAGAGCGCCAACUGAGAGCAGUACUAUUGGGCUGGCCGGAGGACAUUCACCACCUGCUCCUGGCACGAAACAGGAUUCAGGUGCUGCGAGACAACACCUUCAGUCACUUCCGGAACCUGAGGAGCCUGGAUCUCCAACAGAAUGAAAUAUCCCGCAUAGAGGAGGGAGCGUUCAAUGGCCUGAGCAGACUCACCACUUUACUGCUGCAGCACAACUAUCUGCAGGUGGCGAACGAAGGCAUGUUGAUCCCCAUGCCUCAACUCAAGUACUUGCGACUCCAUGACAAUCCCUGGAGGUGUGACUGCCAGCUGGACAGCCUGGUUAGGCUCAUACAAGUGCCCAGUAACCGUAACAUCGGCAAUUAUGCACGAUGUGCAGAGCCUAGGGAGUUCUCGGGCAGGCAGCUGAAGAAGCUGGAUGCAGAUCUGCUGUGCUCCCCUCAGCAGGAGAAUGUACCUAUCCUGCAUCCAGAUAAUCAGCCCCUACCGGCUUCUCAAAAAAAGUCUGAUGCAACCUCUCUCUGCCACACCUACAUUCACCCGGUGGCCCGUCUAGACUGCAGGAACAGAGACCUUAAAACUGUGCCGGCUGACAUCCCGCUGGAUAUUGUGAGAUUGGAUUUAUCCAGAAACAACAUCAAACAGCUGAGACCGAAGGAGUUUGUAAGCGUAAAAGACCUAAAGCUCUUGAACCUAAGUGGAAACAGUCUGGAAAGCAUCGACACAGCUGCCUUUACGGGUCUGCUGUACUUGGGAGAAUUGGACCUGUCCAACAACAGCCUACAUUUUUUUCAAUAUGGCGUUUUGGAGGACCUGUACUUCCUGAAGAAACUAUCUCUGGGGGACAAUCCCUGGAUUUGUGAUUACAACAUUCAUUACUUGAUCUACUGGCUAAAGCACCACCCCGGUGUAUCCCACACAGGUCUGGUGUGCAGUGACCCAGAAGAGUUUCGUGGUUGGCCAGUGGAAAACUACGUGAAGACCUACAACGCAGACUGUCCUAAAGACAAGCAGAUGGGCCAGUCACCUGACUCUGACCCACCGGGCAUCACAGCUCAGGAGCUCACUGCUGAAAUAGACGAAGAGGAGCUGGGGCCCAGACCUUACAGAGGGUACAAAAAAUAUGAGAUCAUCCGUCUGUCUUAAGGCGGAAACUGUGAUGCUGUUGGGAACUUUUUUUUUUUUACAUGAACAAAUAGUUUUUCCAGCAAAAUUUAGACUGACACAUUUGCAGAUUCAUUCAGUCUAAUCAGAAUUGAAGCAGUUGAUGUUUACGUAUUGUUUCUAGUAAUAUUGUAAAUUGAAUCUCGAUAAAUAAAAUUUACAAUUUUUUUAAUUCA
Ctenopharyngodon idella (grass carp) is the source of this 1804-nucleotide messenger RNA. It is a transcript of the gene lrrc17, whose product is annotated as leucine rich repeat containing 17. Gene Ontology annotation, molecular function: protein binding. The record is from RefSeq and is a predicted model, not a curated record. Lineage: Eukaryota; Metazoa; Chordata; Actinopteri; Cypriniformes; Xenocyprididae. The transcript is spliced from 4 exons. Bases 291 to 1610 code for a protein of 439 amino acids. Gene Ontology annotation, cellular component: plasma membrane.